This is a messenger RNA of Lymnaea stagnalis (great pond snail), 4487 nucleotides long. The record is from the annotation of a GenBank genome assembly. NCBI's taxonomy places the organism in Eukaryota, Metazoa, Mollusca, Gastropoda, Lymnaeidae.
CUUGUUGUGUGUCACUUAAAAAUUUAUAUUCGCAAAAUUCUUGUUAAUUAAGAAAAUGGUGUCAAUUUGUUUAAGUGCAGUGCGUAAAACCUAUUUAAGUAUUGUUGGAUUUAUGGUACCGCUAUUGAGGUUUAUGCUUGCUCAAUAAUUUGUUUUGAUUUCCUUACUAUCCAAGGUUCUGAUUCACGUGAAAUCAAGCUUAGCUACUGAAGUGUAAUACUUUUUAAUCACCACCGGAAAUGAAUUUCGUCAUCAAAGCUAUAAAAUUUCUGGAUCUUGUUAUUCCGCGGGAAAAGCGAAUUGACAUAGCCAGUUCAGCUUUAGAACUUUUUAUUACUCGAAAAAUGCCUGGAACUGCUGUAAAUGCUGUCAUAAUGGAAAGUGCUCAGAAACUGGUAGGAUCCAGGCAACAAUAUAUAGGGGAAUCAGUAGCUUUGAGGUUUGCUAAACUAUCCGAACAUGCGACAGCUCCUACCAGAGGAUCUCCGCUGGCAGCAGGCUUUGAUUUGUACAGGUAGAACUAAAGUACUAGUACCGGUACUAGUCAAUCGCAUAUCUCUGAAUCUGAAGUUAUCGUCACGUGUCUUUUAGUGUUGUUAUCUCAAUGAAAACACGUAUAUUACCAAUUUAUAUAUAAACCCUUUGUCAUAGUCUCCUCUUUGCUUUGUCUUGGGUACAUAAUCAUGACAUAGAUUAUUUAUGGGGCAUGGAAUCACCAACCAUUGAACAUGAUGAUCCCUAGAGCAGAAUUUGUCUCUGACUUUGAUGUUGUUGGUUUUUUUUAAUUAUGAAAUUGGGUAAAUACAAAGAGAGUGAGUUAUUUCAUUUUUACAUGGCCGUCAUCUUGGUUGCCGCGACCCAUGAACUUUUACGUCUAAAAAUGAAAAAGAUAAAAUUUAAUGAACAAAUGUCCACCAGUAUAUAAAUUUCGUGGUGAACGUAGCUACUUUAUUGUAUCCGUCUAGAUAUUUGGCAAGAAGUGCUCAUUUUCCUCACAUAUUUUAGUCAGUACACACACAAAAUAAUUCACUGUCACCAAGACAAACCUAAAAAAUGAACCCUAAAUCUAGCCCUAACCCUGAAACUAGCCCUAAAGCCUCAAGUAAAAAAACAUGUGGGCUGCUGCAGUUACAGUGUAACUUACACACUGUGGCAAGAAAAGUAUAAAAAUAAAAAUGAAGAAAAACAAAUAAAAAUUGUAAAAUAAAUAAUGAAAACCCAACUUACAGUUUCAUAGAAUACAUUUUACACACUUUAUUUCAAGUUCCACCGAAAAGAAUAUCCAGAAAAUGAAUAAAAUAGAAUGCCUGUCCAUGCCAAAUUCAUUUUCAAAUAUGGCAGAAAUAUUAAAAUAUAAUUACCUAACCAAUGAAAUUUUAAGAUUAUAAUUAAUCAAAAAUAUAAUUAAAACAUGCUGCCAUCGUCAUAUUAAGAAAAAUGUAACUAUUAACAAAAAAAUAAGGGGAGUAAAUCCAAAACAGAAACUAACAAAAACACGUAAAUGAUGUCAUGGCGACAUCUCUUUGCAUUAGCCAAGAAUCAUUUGCCGACAUUUUAUAUUUUGAUUUUCACUGCCCCUAACAGGAGAUAGUGUUGAAAAGGGGAGAAAGUCUGUUAUAAAUUUCAAACAGCUGUCAAUGACUUUAUUUAAAACUUGUGAAAUAUUUAUGUUUCUCAUGACCCACUCAUUGAUCUGAUCACUGAUUACAUCUCAUACUAUGGGGCCAUUGAUAAAUAGCGUAUUACAGACAUUAACAGAUUAACUCUAUUAUACAAUUACAGUACCGGAAUAAUAAAUUAUUUUAUUUAUGAAGUACUAUCACUGAGAGAACCUUCUUUAAAAACAAAACAAAAACAUGUAAUCUGGGAUGUCAUUUGCAGUUUCUUUUUGGGGGAGGAUCAGAACCUCCCUGGGAAUACCCCUUACCAUACCCUUUGACAUGCCUGGAAGUAAGGCCCAAACAAAAUUCACCAGAAGAUUUACUGCUAAUGCUAAUCAAAAUACAUGAAGACUGAUUUUUAAGGAGGGUUUUUGCAAGAACUAGCAAUGACCAUUGUGGUGCUAUCACUAUUGUUCUAGGGAAAUGUUUCUACUGAAGGUGCAGCAUUCAUUGGAGGUGAAUUUUGUAAGGGUUUAUAAAGGACAGAGUAGACAGAUGUUUUUUUAAAUUGCGGUUGGGGGGGGGGGCGGGGCAGAGGUUUGUGAUAUUAUUUUAAGGGUUUAUAAAGGACAGAGUAGACAGAUGUUUUUUUAAAUUGCGGUUGGGGGGGGGGGCGGUGCAGAGGUUUGUGAUAUUAUUGGGGGAGGGGUGUCAACUGACUGUCAUAUGUUUAUUUUUUUUAAGAUUGGGGGUGAUGGCAGUGAUGGGGGGGUGGGGGGUUUCAAAAUUUGCAUGACAUCUUAUACCGUUGGGCCUAAUUAAGACUACACUAUACUGCUAGUCUCAUCAGAAUUAAUUAUAAUUUAGCCUAUAGAAAUAUAGGCCUAAGUAAAGUAAGUAAGUAGAGAAUUUGGAAUUUCCUAGCUGUAGCCUGCUUUAGAAUCAACAAAGUCAAGUAAUGAAAAGCAUAAAAUAAAGAGAAUACAUUUUCCAAGAGGUCUAGUCAGUGCUUUUUUUUUUUUUUAACGAAACAAUGUGUGAUACAUUUGUGUGAUUAAAAUAUAUGUGCAUUUAGAUAACUUUAACUUGAAGUAAAAUCUGACAAAAAUAAAAGACAGAAUGCUGGAGUGGCAUUUUCUGUGACAAAAAGGACUGGAUCCUUGUAUAUGCAAUAGCUUACCAUGACUUAAUGAUUAAUGCCACCAAGGUGAAAUCCCAAAUGUGCAUUCCCUAGCCAUAGCACACUCGACAUGAUUUUAUGUUACAUACCUUUAGGUUCACCACUGAGCAAUUGUUUAAAUUAAUUUUUAUUAUUUUUGCCUAUAAGGUAUCACAUGUGUCAAACAAUUACUUUAAAAAUGAAAUAAAUUAUCACAUUAGAGAGGGCCAACAGAAAGACUUUAGGACUGAGGAGGGGAAUAAAAUAUUUACCGGUAUAGUUUAUGUAGGUAAACAAGAUAGGUCAAAUGCCUGAUACUGAUAGGCACCACUCAUCCGCUGAUGACAAACACUUUUUUUUUCUGACUUGUCUUCAGCAUCAGUUUUACAAUUUUAUUUUUAAAAAAAUUUUUUUGCAAAACCAUAGAUACCUAUAACUGUAAUGGAUAAAUGUUAAAUCUAUUUUAUUUUGAUGCUUUUUAUUUAUUUUAAAGUUAAUUAAUUUUUUUCCAGUGCUUACGAUUAUACCAUCCCGUCACGAGGUAAAGAGAUAGUAAAGACAGACAUUCAAAUAGCCCUUCCAGAUGGAUGCUAUGGUAGAGUCGCACCACGUUCCGGUUUGGCUGCCAAACACUUUAUUGAUGUUGGUGCUGGUGUGAUUGACCAAGACUACAGAGGAAAUGUUGGUGUUGUUUUAUUCAACUUCUCAGAGGAAGACUUUAAGGUCAGCAAAGGAGACAGAAUAGCCCAGCUGAUAUGUGAGAGAAUUUAUUUGCCAGAGUUGAAAGAAUUUUCAACACUGGAGGAGACAGAGAGGGGCACUGGUGGCUUCGGAUCUACGGGGAAGAAUUGAUUUGUUUUGCAGAGUUCACUUGAAUUGAUAAAAUGAAACCAUGUGUCACAUCUAAUUCCAUUAACUAUCUAGUUAAUUCUUUUUGCUUCUGUGACAGAACAAUAUUUUUUAUAUGUUAAGCAUAUUCAUUAAUACCAGUAUUUAUAAUUUUUAAGAUUUAGUUCAGCUUUAGUGGUUAAGUCCUUCAUUAGAUGCAAAGUCAGUUUGCUACCGGUACCCUUAUUUUAUCUAUAACUUCUUAUUAAUUUGGGAUAUCAGAUGAAACAUUUUUUUGCCUCAAUACCAAUUUGAUAUUAAAUACUGCCAGGUGCUACUGAUACGCCAUACUGCCACUUUUUUAACAAUAUAGUUGUUUUUUUUCCACGAGUUAUGAUUUACAUUAAACAAAAUUGAUCUGAUUUCCUUUCAUUUAUAUAUCAGUGAUCAGUAAUUAUCAGAACAAUAUUCUUCAUAGAUUUCUAUAAUUUAGCUUAUCACUACUUUUUAGGCAUUUAUUUUAUUUGGUUAAUUAGUCUUAUUAGUUGAUGGGUAUCGAAGUGUCAUUCAUAUUUUUCCCUUGUUUGGCAAAUUGAAUUACCGUACAUAAGUCAUUAUUUUAGUUUUAGAAGAGAAAAAAAAUUAUUUGUUAUCAUGAACAUGAUUCACACAUAAAUAUUGUUUGCUUUUGUUAAAUUAAAAUUAAAUAAAUUAUUUUGUUUGUUCUUUUUUAAUUUAGUCAAAUAUACAUCAGUUUAAUGAAAUAGACCUGAGUUGUAUGUUGCCAGGUUUAUUUGAGCAAACUUUGUGUUUCCAACUCCAGCAUUUUUUAUGGCUGUGGAAGCCAAAUGCCUUUGUACUUAAUCGUACUGAAGCAACGGAUUACAUUGCUGAUCUAU